UGAACAGUACAACGACAGCUCUCCCUGUUCUGGAGGUGUUGUUUUUCCUGCCGGUUGUUUCCCGCCGCUCUGAACACAGAACUUUCCUCACUCUGAAACGUUGGACCGGUUUUUUCUUCUAAACUGGAUGAGGGGGACACGCUAACGCGCCUACCUGCCAGGUGCUGACACCCGUCGGGCCAUGGACGGCGGCGGGGACCGCGCCGAGGUUCCGACGGUGUGUUCGGGAGUUUCCGGAGGAGCGCAGUCGGAGCUGCGGAAACUGCUGUCGUUCAAAGUGUACAAGCGGAGGUGGCUGGUGCUGCUGGUGCUGUGUCUGUUGAACUGCUCCAACGCGACGAUAUGGCUCACCUUUGCGCCUGUAGCAGAUCAGUCUGCCCAGUAUCUGAAGGUCAGUCUGGACGCCAUCAAUUGGCUGUCGUUGGUCUACAUGGUGGUGGCCAUUCCGCUCAGUUUUGGGACCACCUGGAUGUUGGACACCCUGGGCUUACGGAUCACGCUCAUCCUGGGAUCCUGGCUGAACAUGCUGGGAGCGAUGCUGCGCCUUGUCGGACAGCCCCACGCGGUCUCCGAUGACAUGCGGUUCUUGGUGGUGAUGCUGGGUCAGACGCUCUGCGCCCUGGCUCAGCCGCUCAUCAUCUUCACCCCCACCAAGGUGGCUGCUCUGUGGUUUCCCGACCACCAGCGGGCCACGGCCAACAUGAUCGCCUCCAUGUCCAACCCUCUGGGCAUCCUCCUCGCCAACGUCAUCUCGCCUCUGAUCGCCAAGUCCUCUGCAGAAAUUCCAGUUCUGAUGCUUGCCUACGGAGCCCCGACGUGCAUCAUCUGUUUCCUAGCAACACUGGGAAUCCGGACCAGCCAACCCCCGACUCCACCAUCAGCCAGCGCCGAGUCGUCCGGAUCAGAACCGUUUGUCCAGGGAUUAAAGCUGUUACUGAAGAACAAAGCCUACCUGGUCCUGCUGCUGUGCUUCGGCUCCGGCAUCGCCGUCUUCACCUGCUUCUCCACGCUGCUGGAGCAGGUCCUGUGCGUGCAGGGAUACACCAACGACUUUGCGGGGCUGUGCGGGGCGCUCUUCAUCGUGUUCGGCAUCGUGGGCGCCGGAGCUCUGGGCCUCUACGUCGACAAGACGAAGAAGUUCAUCGAGGCCACCAAGAUCAACAUGGGCCUGACGGCGCUGGCGUGCGUCGCCUUCUCUGUGGUGUCUCUGAUGCCGCGGCAGAAGUUCGCCGUCGCCGCCGUCUGCUCGCUCUUUGGCCUCUUCGGCUUCUCCAUUUACCCGGUGGCCAUGGAGCUGUCGGUGGAGUGCUCCUACCCGGUGGGGGAGGCCACGUCGGCUGGACUCGUCUUCGUGUCGGGGCAGGUUCAGUCGGUUCUUUACAUCAUCGUCCUUCAGGCUUUAACCACACGACUCGCCGACUCGCCUCAGUCGACCUGCGGGGAUGCAGCGUUCAGCUGGAGAGUUCCUCUGAUGGUGAUGGCGGGUCUGUGCAGCUUCUUCUCCUGCAUCUUCAUCGUCUUCUUCCACAGCCGUUACCGACGCCUGGAGGCAGAGCAGGAAGCCAGCUACCGGCCCAAGAGAGGCAACUCCACGGCCGCGCCGAGCACGGGGACAUGAACACGGGUUACACUUUGGAACUUUUAGGAUUCCUGAUGUGGUUUCUAUGAAGUGGGGGUCUCUGAUGAAGGGUUAGGAAAUAAUAGGUGGCUCUAAAAACGACACCAUCUGAAACUUUGGCUUCAGGAAACAAAGUUAUUAAGCUGAAAAAGUUCAGAGAUGGACUAAAAAACAGUCAUGGCAGACUUUAAAUCGGUACUGAAUUUUUUUUUUUUUCAGAACUCUGGAGCACUUCUUACCAAAAACAAAGGUACUACUUCCUGUCUGAGCUUAUAGGUUAGCGGUUGUGGGUUUGAGUCAAAUGUCCAAAUUCCCACCAUAAACCCUACAUAGUGCACUCUAUAGUACAUUCUCUAUUUUCUAGUGCUGUAGAACCUAGAAUUCCAAAAUCAAGUGCCUUAGAAAUUUCCCAGAAGUCUCUGUGAAAAACCAGCGUGCAUCGAUGCUCACCAGAUCGGUGAAUAUAGACCACAAUGCAUUGUGUUGGAACAAUUUUUGCCAAAAAAAAUGUAUUUUUUAAUAAAGCAUCAACAUUUCUGUCUUCAGAAGACAGAUUUAUAAAUAAUCGUUAAACGCUCAUCAAUUAGAUUUUAACUUUGUGAAAUGCCGUUUAAGUAGUGAGCAUUGUGUCCAAACUGCUUUUAAAAUCCAUAGUGCUGCACUUUAGAGUUUUUUAGUAGUUAGGGUGGGAAUUCAGAUACAACCAUAAAUGGGAUUGUUUUUUUUUGGGACCAGGUACUUCCUGUUGGAACGCCAGGUGGGAGGAGUCACUCAGUCCAGUUCCCUGACACAGUCGGUCGUUUUAGUAAAACUGGAAUUGAACUGAUUUCUCAGAAUAGCCUUUAGUUUUUGAACUGGAUGUGUGAUUCGGUUCUUAAGCAGCGGCGUGCCAGAACACAUUUACCUCAACGUGAGACUUUUAAACUGUAAUGAAGCAAAUGAUUUUGAAAUAAAUCCAGGAGAGAAAAGUUUGUUAAAA
Messenger RNA from Oryzias latipes (Japanese medaka), 2597 nucleotides. It is a transcript of the gene slc49a3, whose product is annotated as solute carrier family 49 member 3. Gene Ontology annotation, cellular component: membrane. Lineage: Eukaryota; Metazoa; Chordata; Actinopteri; Beloniformes; Adrianichthyidae. The record is from RefSeq and is a predicted model, not a curated record. Gene Ontology annotation, biological process: transmembrane transport. Gene Ontology annotation, molecular function: transmembrane transporter activity.